Molecule: messenger RNA, 1432 nt
Organism: Drosophila serrata
Lineage: Eukaryota; Metazoa; Arthropoda; Insecta; Diptera; Drosophilidae
Product: dolichyl-diphosphooligosaccharide--protein glycosyltransferase subunit 1
Cellular component (GO): oligosaccharyltransferase complex; membrane
Source: RefSeq, a predicted model, not a curated record
CGGUUGUCAAAAGUCCUAAAACAUCCCAUAGCGCAUUCGAAUUUUUUUAAUGUACGUGUCCAAAAUUCGGGUCCGAGUAUGAGUAAAAAUAUUGCUAUUUUUCUGGCUCUAAGCGCAUUGCUUGGCUUGUUCAAUGCUAAUGCCGAGAUCGUAAACACCAAUGUGGAAAGAACACUGGAUUUGACUUCGCAGCUGGUGAAGACGACGACAAAAAUAUCGGCCGAAGAUGCAACCGGCAAAGCCAUCGCCGAGUACGUGUUUUUCGUGGCGGAGCCAAGCCUAGCGUACAUUGCCGUGAAAGAUAAUGCCGACAAGAACGUGCAGGUGCGGAAAAACGACGAACAAAGCUUUACGCUCACCUUCCCGAAGGCCUCCGCAAAGCAGACAUUCGUGGUGGAGACCGUUUCCUCCAAGGGCAUUCUGCCGCAUCCCGAGGAAAUCCGGCAAAAUGACAAGCAGUUUGUGCGAUAUGUCGGCAACUUGCAUCUGUAUUCCAAGUACAAGACUAACGCCCAAAAGACCAAUGUCAAGCUCAGCUCGUCGAACAUUUUGUCGCACACGCAGGUUAAACCCUACUCGGUGUCUGCCAACAAAAUCACACUGGGCAGCUAUGAGAACGUGGAAGCCCUCAGCCAGGAACCGCUCGUUAUCCAUUACGAGAACUCCUCACCGUUCGUCACCGUCAACACCUUGGAACGCACUCUGGAAAUAUCACAUUGGGGCAACAUUGCCGUCCAGGAGGCCAUUCAGAUGACGCACACCGGCGCCAAGCUCAAGGGAUCGUUCUCGCGUUACGAUUUCCAAAAGGAAGGCCGCUCGGGACAGUCCGCUCUUAAGUCGUAUAAAACCUAUUUGCCGGCAUCGGCAUCUGGUGUGUAUUACCGCGACACCAAUGGCAAUAUUUCCACCUCAAACAUGAAUACGGGACGGGACUUUAUCGAACUAGAGCUCCGUCCGCGCUUUCCCCUUUUCGGCGGUUGGAAGACGCAGUACACCCUGGGCUACAACGUUCCCAGCUACGAGUACAUGUUCAGCGACGGCAACAAGUACCAGCUUAAGAUGCACCUUAUCGACCACAUCUAUGACAACAUGGCCAUUGAUGAGGCUACCGUCAAGAUUAUUCUGCCUGAGGGAUGCAGUGACAUCAAGUUGUCGCCGCCGUACUCUAUCAGCAGGCUGCCUAACGAACUGGUGCACACCUAUCUGGACACCACUGGACGUCCUGUGAUCUCGUUCACCAAGUCCAAUCUGGUCGAGAGUCACAUUUCCGACUUUACGCUCUACUAUAGCUUCUCGAAGAUUUCCCUGCUGCAAGAACCCCUGCUGGUUAGCGGCUUUAUUUAUAUUAUCUUUGUAAUCACCAUUGUCUUUUUGCGUCUGGACUUUUCCAUCACCUCACACUCGCAUAAAGAUUAAGUUAAAGCAGCAUUAA